Messenger RNA from Drosophila grimshawi, 1737 nucleotides. It is a transcript of the gene S6KL, whose product is annotated as serine/threonine-protein kinase S6KL. Bases 224 to 1708 code for a protein of 494 amino acids. The transcript has 9 exons. The record is from RefSeq and is a predicted model, not a curated record. Gene Ontology annotation, molecular function: protein serine/threonine kinase activity; ATP binding. Lineage: Eukaryota; Metazoa; Arthropoda; Insecta; Diptera; Drosophilidae. Gene Ontology annotation, biological process: protein phosphorylation.
AUAUAAAAGAAUUGCCUUUGAGCCUAAUACAUUGCUGAAAAAUCCCAUGCGUUCCGCUUGUGUAUAUUGAGUCUAUUGACGCACAUGGGCUCGAUAUUUUUAUUACUGAUAAUCGAUAUUUUGUGAUACGUGUAAAAAACAACAGAUACAAAAGUUGAGCAUCUCUAGAUCGCAGCAAAAUUAAAUCAGGAAAGGGAUUGGAAAUAAAUUAGUGCAAAUUUUGAUGGGCAAUGCUCAAAGAAGGAAUGAAAACGGAAGGGCGCCGAAGAACUUGGAUUGUUUUCCUGUGACAUCCACAUUGAACAAAUCGCAAAUAACAUCAUCGAAUGAGUUGACGGUAUCUCGGCCAUCAAGAGAAUCACAACAGUCCGCAGAAUUCCUUGGAUUCGACGCUGACAGCACAAAUCCCCCGCAGAGAGCCACUGGAAGUUAUCCAAGACCAGUAGCAACCCGGAGCGGGACUAGCAAAACCGCAUCGGUUACGACAGAAAUACCCUUGCGUCAGCUGUCCACGUGUACUUUCGAUACUGGCAGCAGCAGGCGCCUUAAUUGGAGUUCAGUGGUUUGUAAUUCUUUUCGGCACCGUCAAAAACCAAAGUCUAAGAGUUUCACCUCGUCACAGGACUCACGACGUUACAGAACGCAAUGGCAUCGUCCAAAAAAUAAUUCAUUAUUUAGUUCCCACUUCAAAGACUGCAGUCGCAACGAGCAGUUCUUCGUUGAGUGUCUUGUAGCCAAAGGUGCCUUUGGUGUAGUAUUCAAGGUUUUCAAUAGGUGCAAGGACAAUCCUAGCAAUAAAACAAGCUACGCUCUGAAGGUGAUUCCAAAGUCGAAGGUUAUUGCGGAUAACAGUGUGCAGCAGAUCAAGGACGAGGCAGAUAUACAAAAGUUGUGCGGUCAUCAUCCCUUCAUAGUUAAGCAAAUUGAUCUUUGGCAGAAUCGUCACAACCUCCAUAUUUUGUCCGAGUAUGUGCCCAAUGGCGAACUAUUUCACAAAAUUGAUCAGUUCUCUCCUGAUUUAGUACGAUUGUAUAUCGGGGAAAUUGCGCUUGCAAUCGAUUUCCUACACAACGCUGGGAUAAUUUUUAGAGAUAUCAAGCCGGAGAACAUUCUGCUAACGCAAAAAUAUCACAUAAAAUUGACAGAUUUUGGAUUGAGCAAGUGGCUUAAGCUAGGGGCAAGCACACAUACCAUCUGUGGCACAUUCAAAUAUAUGGCGCCUGAAAUUCUGUGCGGUGAACCCUACGGCCAUGCAGUGGAUUGGUGGGCCUUGGGCGUCAUCGUCUGUCAGAUGCUAACAAAAAAGGACCCCAAUGUCAGAAGCUAUCUGCGUUCUCGCGAUGGUAGCAGCCAAAAGGACUGCAUGUCGAAUGCACCGUCUAUUGCUCAGAUUAACGGCUACUUAUUAGAUAAGGAUAGUAAUGACUUUUUGCCAGAGGCUGUCCAAGGCCUUCCAAGCGAGGAGCAGGACGUACUGCGUCGACUUCUCGUUGUGGACCCACGUCAACGCAUACGAAGCGUAAUGGCAUUACAGCGCAUUGCGAUUUUCAAAGGAUACAAAUUGGAAACCAAGCGGCUGAUGAGUAUUUCUCCGUUAGACAUCAUCGUCAAGGAUGGCAUUCGCAUAUAUGAAAGCAGCCAGUAUGAACAAUGUUACAGUGAUCUGGCGGAUAAGCCGUUUUCAAGCUUCUCGUACUUUACUUCAUAAGAAUAAAAUAUAAUUUGUGUGAAAUUUUA